This is a messenger RNA of Neomonachus schauinslandi (Hawaiian monk seal), 2829 nucleotides long. It is a transcript of the gene MX2, whose product is annotated as MX dynamin like GTPase 2. Gene Ontology annotation, molecular function: GTPase activity; microtubule binding; GTP binding. The coding region runs from base 1 to 2139 and encodes 712 amino acids. The transcript has 13 exons. The record is from RefSeq and is a predicted model, not a curated record. Gene Ontology annotation, cellular component: nucleus; microtubule; membrane. Gene Ontology annotation, biological process: defense response to virus. NCBI's taxonomy places the organism in Eukaryota, Metazoa, Chordata, Mammalia, Carnivora, Phocidae.
AUGUCUAAGGUCCACGCUUCUCGGCCAUACCAGAGGCGCAAGAUGUUUUGUCCCCAACAGCAACCAAAAAAAGAACUGAAUUUCUUCCACCAGCAGCCCCCGCCACCCGGCGAGGCAGCAGGAUACAUGAUGUGUCCCCCGAACGGUCAGGUCAGAGGGCAGGAUCCAGCUUAUCUCAUCAAGGAGUUCCACUCGCUGGCACUGAACCCUCAGCAGCCAGAAGGAAGCAGGGGCCAACAGAAGGCAAAGGGCCCCGAGCACAGCCUGGCUAGCCAGUACGAGGAGAAGGUGCGCCCCUGCAUCGACCUCAUCGACUCCCUGCGGGCACUGGGCGUGGAGCAGGACCUAGCCCUGCCCGCCAUCGCCGUCAUCGGGGACCAGAGCUCGGGCAAGAGCUCCGUGCUGGAGGCUCUGUCGGGCGUCGCCCUCCCCAGAGGCAGCGGGAUUGUGACCAGGUGCCCGCUGGUGCUGAAGCUGAAGAGGCAGCCACACGAGAGCGCGUGGAGGGGGAAGAUCAGCUACCGCAAGACGGAGCUCCAGCUCCAGGACCCCUCCCAGGUGGAGAAGGAGGUCCUCAAAGCCCAGAACACCAUAGCUGGGAACGGAGUUAGCAUCAGCCAUGAGCUCAUUAGUCUGGAGAUCACCUCCCCUGAGGUUCCGGAUCUGACCCUCAUUGACCUUCCCGGCAUCACCAGGGUACCUGUGGGAAACCAGCCCCAGGACAUUGGACUGCAGAUCAAGGCACUCAUCAAGAAGUACAUCGAGAAGCAACAGACGAUCAACUUGGUGGUGGUCCCCUGCAACGUGGACAUCGCCACCACAGAGGCGCUGAGCAUGGCUCAGGAGGUGGACCCUAAUGGAGACAGGACCAUAGGAAUCCUGACCAAACCAGAUCUCGUGGACAAGGGUACCGAACACAUGGUCGUGAAAGUGGCUCAGAACCUCACGUACCGUCUGCAGAAGGGCUACAUGAUCGUGAGGUGCCGGGGACAGGAGGAGAUCACCAACAAGCUGAGCCUGGCCGAGGCAACUGAGAAAGAAACGAUGUUCUUCCAAGCACAUCCGUAUUUCAGAGCUCUCCUGCAGGAAGGAAAGGCUACGGUGCCCCGUCUGGCAGAAAGACUGACCAAUGAGCUCAUCUUGCACAUCAAUAAAUCACUCCCGUUGUUAGAAAAGCAAAUAAGGGAGAGCCACCAGAGGGCGACAGAGGAACUGCACCAGUGUGGAGACAACAUCCCCAGCAAUGAAGCCGAUAGAAUGUUCUUUCUGAUCGAGAAAAUUAAGGUGUUUAAUCAGGACAUUGAAAAGUUAAUAGAGGGAGAAGAAGUCGUAAAGAAGAAAGAUACCCGCUUAUUUAACAAAAUCAGGGAGCAUUUUGAAAGCUGGGUACUUGUACUCACAGCCAAUACCCAAAAAGUUAAAAAUAUUAUUCACGAAGAAGUCUCAAUAUAUGAAAAGCAGUAUCGCGGUAAAGAGCUUCUUGGGUUUGUCAGCUACAAGACCUUCGAGACCAUCGUGCACCAGUACAUGGAACAGCUGGUAGACCCCGCGCUCACCAUUCUCCACCAGGCUGUUGAAGUUGUCCAGCAAACGUUCGCCGGUGCAGCCAAGAGGCAUUUUAGUGAAUUCUCCAACCUCAAUCAAACAGCCCAGAACAAGAUUGAAGACAUAAAAACGAGACAAGCAGAAACAGCAGAAAAUCUGAUCCGACUUCAGUUCAAAAUGGAGCAGCUGGUUUAUUGUCAAGACGAGAUUUACAGCGUGGUUCUGAACCAAGUCCGGAAAGAGAUCUUUAACCCAGUGGGAAAGCCCUUGCAGAAUCCUGAGUUGAAACUGUCAUUCUCAAAAGAUCUGUCUUCGGUGUCGUCCAUCACUGAGAUUGGGGUGCACCUGAAUGCCUAUUUCUGGGAAGCCAGCAAACGUCUCGCCAACCAGAUCCCAUUCAUAAUUCAGUAUUUCAUACUCCAAGAGUAUGGCAGUUGCUUACAGAAAGCCAUGAUGCAGAUCCUACAGGAGAGAGAGCACUAUUCCUGGCUGCUUCAAGAACAGAGCGAGACCUCUGCCAGGAGGAGAGUCCUUAAGGAGAAGAUUUACCGGCUGGCUCAGGCACGGCGUGCUCUCUAUAAUUUCUGCAAUUAAAGGGGCUGGGUCCACGGAGGGGCAACGAUGCUUUUGGGUUUUCUUUUCUGUGCAUGCACUGUAAGGGGAUGCGAGAAGUGGCUUCGCAUUUGGAACCAGGCUUUUCUGUUGCCGCCUGUGUCUACCUUUGCUGUCCUGCAUUUGCGCUCAGCACCAGUUUGUAUCUGAAGUCCACAUGCACCCGGGGCUGUCACCUCUGCCAGGAGGCCUUCUCUGAUCUCCCCAAAGAGGUGGCUCUCCAGUCCUUGAGCCUCACAGACCCCAGUUACAGCGUUCUCAAAUACUGCUCUCUUUCUUUGUUAGAUUGUAAGAGACCCCAGAGGGGGGAGGUCAGGAUCAUAUUCUUUUGUAUUCCCGGAAUCUUGAAUGACACCUGCUACACACGAGCCCCUUAAUGAAUUAUAUCUCACUGAACACAUGAAUGAUGAAGACCACCUGGUGCUGUGGCUUAAAUCCAGACUUCGGUGGUUUGAGAUGGUGUCCCUUGGCCGGUCACUCUCAGAGCAAUUCAGCCAUGCCACCUGCUUCCCCGUGUUGACUGUAGCCGUGUUUCCAGCCCCCCAGGGGAAACUGGCGGGGGCGAUACCGAUUUUAAUGUGCACUGUUUCCCUGGCUGCAACGAGCUCCCAUUGCUACGUUAAGUCCUGAAGAGAAGUUUAAUAAGGAAAAACAUUUUUUAAAGAUUUUAUU